AUGCAUCACCUAGGACGGCCUAGGGAUUGCAUCCGCCCCCUUGUUUUUGUGCUUGGAUUCAUGAAAGUAUACAAUCAUCAGAGCAUAGAGGCAGUCAUCAACAGAUUUAUUCUUUUUCAAGACGUGCUCAGUUAUGUCCUUGAUGAGGAAGUCGAGGAUAUGACCACCCCAAUUCCACUCCCUUAUGGUGUCCACACGAAAAAUCGGAGGCAUGUGGACGGGAGAAAUCUUGUUUAUUGUUGUCGGCAACAAGAAGACUAUUUGAAUGUAGAGGAUGAACACCUUCUUGAACUUACGGCUGCCACGUCACUGGCUGGUAACGGUAACUCUUCCGUUUCGGUUCUGUUAGCUGGCUCGGGUCCUUCCCUUCAUCAAGCUGCUUCACACGCUGCUUCUUCUCACCCUUCAGUCUCUCAGGUGCUCAUAGUAGAUUCAGAAAAAUUCAAGAGCCCUCUGGCAGAACCAUGGGCAAAACUAGUCCAUUUAGUCCAGCAGCAAGGGGGUUAUUCUCAUAUAAUUGCUGCUUCAAAUUCUUUUGGCAAAAAUAUCAUGCCCCGUGCAGCUGCCCUUUUAGACGUUUCUCCAAUUACUGAUGUUACUGGAAUUUCCGAUGCACAGACUUUUGUGAGGCCAAUAUAUGCUGGAAAUGCACUUUGUACUGUCCGCUAUACGGGAUCCAAUCCUUGUAUACUGACGAUUAGAUCCACAUCUUUUCCUGUUCCCCAGAAAUCAAAUGACUCAAAAGCUGAGGCUUCAAUAUCCCAGGUCAACCUUUCAAACUUCGAUGAAGAUCUGAACAAGUCUAGAUAUAUAUAUCAAACUUCUCAGGAUGAUGAAGGACCAGAUCUUGGAAAUGCACGGGUUGUAAUUACCGGUGGCCGAGCACUGAAGAAUGCUGAGAACUUUAAAUUGAUAGAAAAUUUGGCCAAGAAACUUGGUGGUGCUGUUGGUGCCACACGUGCAGCUGUUGAUGCAGGGUUUGUCCCAAAUGACCUUCAGGUGACAAUUUUACUUCCUUUUAGAUAUAUGUCAUUUGGAGGAUUUGGAUUCCUAUGGGAAUGUAACAUGAUGAGGGAUUCUAAGGUUAUUGUUGCCGUGAACAAUGAUGCUGAUGCUCCUAUAUUCCAGGUUGCUGAUUAUGGACUUGUAGGAGACCUAUUUGAGGUGAUACCAGAGUUGCUAGAGAAGCUUCCUGAGAAAAAAUAAAGCAUGUAACAUGCAUCAGUAUGAACUGUGCACUUUCUAAAUGUAUCAUCUUAUAACAUUUAAAUUGCUAUUAUUUUUCCAAAAAUAAAGAAAAUGAGGUUUAUUGAUUAA
Arachis duranensis is the source of this 1317-nucleotide messenger RNA. RefSeq names its product electron transfer flavoprotein subunit alpha, mitochondrial. The record is from RefSeq and is a predicted model, not a curated record. The transcript has 9 exons. Lineage: Eukaryota; Viridiplantae; Streptophyta; Magnoliopsida; Fabales; Fabaceae. Gene Ontology annotation, molecular function: electron transfer activity; flavin adenine dinucleotide binding. Bases 1 to 1206 code for a protein of 401 amino acids. Gene Ontology annotation, cellular component: mitochondrion.